Molecule: messenger RNA, 1873 nt
Organism: Ipomoea triloba (trilobed morning glory)
Lineage: Eukaryota; Viridiplantae; Streptophyta; Magnoliopsida; Solanales; Convolvulaceae
Product: mannan endo-1,4-beta-mannosidase 2-like
Exons: 6
Coding region: 389-1705 (438 amino acids)
Molecular function (GO): hydrolase activity, hydrolyzing O-glycosyl compounds
Source: RefSeq, a predicted model, not a curated record
CCUUCUCCAUUUGUUAGAUUUCAUCUGAUUAUGACAGUUUCUUUUUUAAUGGGGAACAUUUAGCUGAGCUUUCUUGCUUUCUGUGAAUCUUUUUCCCAUCUGGUCUCUCCUGCUUUCAUUUUCGCCCAUCACACCAUCACAGGGAUUCACAGGAAGCUACAAAAAAAAAAACACCCGCCCAUCCUCCUCUCCCUUCACCAAAGUUCGCAAACACCCAUUAUGCAGUUUGAUGUGGGCAUCUAGUUUUUGGAGCCUCAUUGAUGAUUCUUGGACCACUUUGAAGUUAUUGCAGAGGGUGGUAUUUGCAGCAGGGGGGAUCUGAUUGUCCUGAAUCCUAAAUAUUGGGAACCCAGAAAGAUCCAAGGCACUGUUCGUCUUUCUCAUUUUGAUGGUGAAAUCUCCUAUUAGCAGAAUGGCAAAACGAAAUGGCCUGUUUUACCCCACCAUUGGGUUUGCAUCUUUGGUGACUUUUAUUUACCUGUGUUUUGGGGACUUAUGGGUAGAUGUCCAGAAAGAAACAAAAUUAAAUUUUGUGGAGAGGAAUGGGACUCAGUUUUUUGUGGAUGGUCAAGCCUUCUAUAUCAAUGGGUGGAACUCUUAUUGGUUGAUGGACCAUGCUGUGGAUGGGAGCAGAAGACCAAGAAUUAGAGCCAUGCUGCAAGCUGGUGCUAAGAUGGGACUCACCGUGUGUAGAACUUGGGCCUUCAAUGAUGGUGAACAUAAUGCAUUACAGCUUUCCCCUGGGAGAUUUGAUGAAAGAGUAUUUAGAGCCUUAGACCAUGUACUUGCUGAAGCCCGACAAAAUGGAAUUAGGCUGAUACUUUGCUUGGUUAAUAACUUGCAAGCGUAUGGUGGGAAGACACAAUAUGUGAAGUGGGCAUGGGAAGAGGGUGUUGGUUUAAGCUCUUCUAAUGAUUCAUUCUUCUAUGAUCCAACCAUCCGCUAUUAUUUCAAAAACUAUGUUAAGACGGUACUAACAAGGAAGAACACAAUCACAGGUGUCGAGUACAGGGACGAUCCUACUAUCUUUGCAUGGGAAUUGAUUAAUGAACCUCGGUGCCUGACAGAUCCUUCAGGCGACACCCUCCAAGAUUGGAUUGAAGAAAUGUCAACCUUUGUAAAGUCGAUUGACAGGAAUCAUCUGCUUACUAUUGGCCUUGAAGGAUUUUAUGGUCCAAAAAGUCCCACAAAGAUGAAAGUCAAUCCAGAGUUUUGGGCUGCUGGUCUGGGAACAGACUUCAUUCGCAAUACUAAGCUCUCAACUGUGGAUUUUGCCUCUGUCCAUGUAUACCCUGACCAUUGGUUUCAUAAUCAAAGUUUCGAGGAAAAAUUGGCAUUUGUGACCAAAUGGACACUUUCUCACAUUGAAGAUGGGGAAAGGGAACUGAAGAAACCUAUCAUGUUCACCGAAUUCGGAUUGUCAACUGAGAACAGGGAUUUUGAACCAUCCCAACGGGACCGAUUCUUCAAGGUUAUUCUCGACAUCAUGUACAAAUCUGCAAGACGAAACAAGGCUGGCGCAGGCUCCUUUUUCUGGCAGUUCCUCGUCGAAGGCAUGGAAGAGUAUAAUGAUGAUUUCGGGAUUGUUCCUUGGGAGAGAUCUUCCACAUAUCAGUUGAUUGCAGAACACUCAUGUAGGCUUGCAAGAGUUCAUGGUGCACUGUCUUCACAGGACCACUUGAUAAAUUUGUGUUCCCAUAGGUGAUGAUCAUCUUAAAUGUUUCAUUUAGGUGAAAUUUUCUGCCAUGGUGCAAAAUAUCUGGCCAUAUUCUUUUGUUUGAAAUCUUUACCAGUGGAAAAUCAGGCUGUAAUUACUUUGUGUAGUUAUACCAUGUAUGCAGUCUUCAUCAAAUGAAUGAGUCCAGGUUGAUUC